This is a messenger RNA of Caenorhabditis briggsae, 543 nucleotides long. RefSeq names its product Protein CBR-ARF-3 (gene Cbr-arf-3). Gene Ontology annotation, biological process: vesicle-mediated transport; intracellular protein transport. Bases 1 to 543 code for a protein of 180 amino acids. Gene Ontology annotation, molecular function: GTP binding; GTPase activity. The transcript has 5 exons. Lineage: Eukaryota; Metazoa; Nematoda; Chromadorea; Rhabditida; Rhabditidae. Gene Ontology annotation, cellular component: plasma membrane; cytoplasm. The record is from RefSeq and is a predicted model, not a curated record.
AUGGGUUUAACAAUCUCAUCUCUUUUCAAUCGCCUCUUCGGCAAGAAACAGGUUCGUAUUUUGAUGGUCGGACUUGAUGCUGCCGGAAAAACAACCAUCCUCUACAAGCUGAAACUUGGAGAGAUCGUCACCACUAUUCCAACUAUUGGUUUCAACGUUGAAACCGUCGAAUACAAGAACAUCUCCUUCACUGUCUGGGAUGUCGGAGGUCAAGACAAGAUCCGUCCACUCUGGAGGCAUUAUUUCCAAAACACUCAAGGACUCAUCUUUGUCGUCGAUUCAAACGACAAGGAACGUAUCGAAGAGUCUCGUGAGGAAUUGCACAAGAUGCUGAAUGAAGAUGAACUCCGCGACGCUACUCUCCUGGUCUUCGCCAACAAACAAGAUCUUCCAAAUGCGAUGACUGCUGCCGAAUUGACCGACAAGCUCGGACUUCACAAUCUUCGUUCAAGACAGUGGUACAUCCAAGCUACAUGCGCUACUCAAGGACACGGACUCUACGAGGGUCUUGACUGGCUUUCCAACCAAUUGUCGAAAACCUAA